AUGGCAUCGGGAUCCCCUUCUAUUCCUGAAGGGGUCCAGGACGACCCUCCCUUUCCCCUGAGGCUGCGCUGCGGCGUCCGGCCGCGGGAGUUGGGCGCGAUUUGGCGACUGCACCUUCGCUCCUUCCCCAUCGCGUACAAUCGGGAUUAUUACCGAUGGCUGUCCGGGCCUUCUUGCCUGAGCGUCGUCGCGCUCACCACCCCCGCGGCCUCCCAGGCGAUCCGAGGAUCCCCUGAAAACAAAAAAACGAAAAAAAAAUCCCCUGCGGUGGGGGAGGAGUUGGUUUCCAUCACGCAACUUCACGUUCGGGGAAUUUCGGACGAGGAGGGAGUGGACUUUACCCCAAUGAUCCAUUCCCCAUCCGACACGGACGAUCCCACAGCUGGGGAUAACGACGCGAGCGAGGAGAAUUAUUCGGUCGUGAUUGGGUUGGCAGCGGGAGAGAUCGGUUAUGCGCGGCAUCAGCGUGGGUAUUUGUUCACCAAUCCCACGUGCUACCUCUGCUCGCUCGCGAUCGAUCCGAUUUUCCGUAGGCUUGGGCUUGGCGGUAUACUUCUCGAUUAUUUCAUUGACUACGUCAGGAAUAUGCCCCUGCGGGCCUCGUUGUUUUUACAUUACGACCCUUCAAGUAUUGCGAAGGUUCUAAAAUUAACUUUAUUCGCCGAAUCGUCUAUCAACACCGCUUCGUUGUCAAAUGAUGUCAAUGCGGGGGUAAAGGUUGGGGGUUGUGCAGACUCCUCGAAGGACCCGGCCAAGGUGGGUAUAUUUACUGAGGAGGGUGUGAAGGAGCGGCAUUGGAUAAUGGACGCUAUUUUGAAGUCCAAAGACCUAUGGACACCGUCUUGGAUGAGAAUUCGAAGGGCGCGGGAAAGGUGGAUGGGGGAGGAUCACACACUUGACCACGCCACAUGCUCCUCCAACACGAAGAAUCCCGACCUCGAUACGCUCUUUCAAGGGGCUGCGCCCUUGGAGGGGGAUUUUGCGGGGCAGGACCCGAUCGUUCAGCGAGGUGUGCGGGAGGUUUGGCUCCAUUGCAUUGCCAAAGAUCUUUUUCUUAUGAGUUUUUACACCCGGCGUGGCUUUCAGUUGAUUAGGACGCUCAAAAAUUUCUACGAAAUUGGUUCGUCCUAUUUCGACGCGAGCUUCCUUGUAUACAGCGCUGAGCCGUCCCCGCGCGGCAAUCCCCAUAUAGAUGCCAAUCUCUUAUAUGGAGAAGAGAAUGGGCAACCCAACGAUAGCAACAAACUUCAGGCUCAACCCGAAAGGGUUCAGAAGGUAUAUUCCUCACUAGAAAAUAACGUAGUCGGCGCCGUGCACGACGAUUUUUUUACCUCAUCCGAAGGGAUAAUUGUGCCAUUGUUCAUGCGUCUGUCUCCUCCUUUCUACCAGGAGGUCGAUCAGAUAGUGUUGAAAUCAUCGGAUAAGUGCCGUCAGGAAUGGAAAUUCUAUAUGUCCAUACGAGAAAGCUUUUCUACGACACAACCACUCAAGUCCGAUACAAUUAAAGAGUUUUUUUUUGCUUCUAGUGCCCUAUUGCCAAUAUUAACCGUGACCUGGAUAAUAUACAAAAUCAUGUUCUGA
This is a messenger RNA of Phytomonas sp. Hart1, 1581 nucleotides long. The record is from the annotation of a GenBank genome assembly. NCBI's taxonomy places the organism in Eukaryota, Euglenozoa, Kinetoplastea, Trypanosomatida, Trypanosomatidae.